Solea senegalensis (Senegalese sole) is the source of this 11820-nucleotide messenger RNA. RefSeq names its product protein furry homolog-like. NCBI's taxonomy places the organism in Eukaryota, Metazoa, Chordata, Actinopteri, Pleuronectiformes, Soleidae. Gene Ontology annotation, biological process: cell morphogenesis; neuron projection development. Bases 686 to 10120 code for a protein of 3144 amino acids. Gene Ontology annotation, cellular component: site of polarized growth; cell cortex. The transcript is spliced from 63 exons. The record is from RefSeq and is a predicted model, not a curated record.
AGUGAGAAAAGGAGCAGGCAUCAGUAAGAGAACAGGAGCUAGCUGGGAAGAGGAGGGGCUGCUCAUGAGCAAAUGGAUAGGGAGAGAGAGUUUUGAGUGGAGGCGGAGGGUGGCUGAAAGUGCUAGCGGGCUAGGACUGGUACACACAUACACACACACACAGGAAGAGAAGAGAAGGAGAAAUAUUGCUGUGCAUUGUUCAGACUUCUAUCGUGUACUGUUCUGCGGCUUCUUACUCCCCUAUCAGGAACAAAAGUUCUCACGCAGUUUUGUCUUCGGCCUUUCUGGACUUUCUGUGCUGAAAUGGGGAUGAGGUACUCUGUGGAUUGGCAAAGGGGCAGCAAGCGCUGAGGUGAAAUUCUUCUCUAAGUAGCCAGGCAAUGCUAUUGCUCCUCCUCUGCCAAUGCAGUUUCUCUCUUCAGUGAACUAGGUGGAGGAAACAAAGUGAUAGCACCUUUUUGGAUCUCGUUUCCUGAGCCGCAGUCAUUCAGGAUGAUGCAUUUAACUAGCACCUGUGGAGGAUAGUAUCCAGCUCUAAACAGCCAAGAGGAGCUGCAAGUGUCAAAAGUGUAAAGAUUUUUUUUUGUUGAAGUUGUACAUUUUCGAGAGGAGUGGAAUGUUUGAAAGUGGCAGGAGACUUGUAAAAUUUGUGCCUUGUGGUGAAGCCUAACUUUUGGGAGCCACUAUGCUGAGCCUGCAGGAUUCGGUCUUCUUCGAGAUCAGCAUCAAAUCUCUGCUCAAGUCUUGGAGCAGCAGCUCAUCUGCACCAGUCAGCAGCAGCGCAAGUAGACGUCGUACCCCCACCUCUGUGACUCCCCUUUCGUGGGAGAAACACAACAUUGCUGCCAUGUCGAGCAUCACCAUCGACCCCGAGCUUAAGCCUGGGGAGUUUGUCAUCAAGAGCCUUUUUGCAGAAUUUGCUGUGCUUGCGGAGAAGAAGAUCGAGAUGGUGAUGGCAGAGCCACUGGAGAAACCCCUGUCCCGAUCCCUCCAAAGAGGGGAGGAUGCACAAUUUGACCAGUUAAUAAGCUCUAUGAGCUCAAUAGCAGAACACUGUUUGCCCUCCCUGCUUCGCACACUUUUUGACUGGUACCGGCGGCAGAGCGGCACUGAGGAUGAGUCUUAUGAGUACAGGCCUCGCUCAAGUACAAAGUCCAAAGGAGAUGAACAGCACCGGGAUAAAGAUUACCUUCUAGAACGGAGGGACUUAGCCAUAGAUUUCAUUUUUUGUUUAGUUUCUGUGGAAGUUCUGAAACAGAUUCCUCUUCACCCAGUGCCAGAUGUUUUAGUCCAUGAAGUUCUAAACCUGGCAUUCAAGCACUUUAAACACAAAGAGGGGUAUUGUGGCCCCAACACUAGCAAUGUGCAUAUCAUUGCGGACCUGUAUGCUGAGGUCAUUGGAGUGCUCACACAGUCAAAGUUUCAGGCAGUAAGGAAAAAGUUCAUCACAGAAUUAAAGGAGCUGAGACAAAAAGAGCAGAGUCCUUUUGUAGUCCAGAGCGUCAUCAGUCUUAUCAUGGGCAUGAAGUUCUUCCGCGUUAAAAUGUAUCCUGUGGAGGAUUUUGAGGCUUCAUUUCAGUUCAUGCAGGAGUGUGCGCAAUAUUUCCUGGAAGUGAAAGAUAAGGACAUAAAGCAUGCUUUAGCAGGCCUUUUUGUUGAGAUCCUCAUCCCUGUCGCAGCUGCGGUAAAAAAUGAAGUCAAUGUGCCGUGCCUGAAGAACUUUGUGGAGAUGUUGUACCAGACGACAUUCGACCUUAGUUCCAGAAAGAAGCAUUCUUUGGCUCUGUAUCCCCUGGUGACAUGCCUGCUGUGUGUUAGUCAGAAGCAGUUCUUCCUCAACAACUGGCACAUCUUCCUCCAGAACUGCCUCUCCCACCUGAAGAUGCCGUCUAACAACAGCAUCCGAAAGCAGAUUGAGACCCUGCAGAACAAAGACCCAAAAAUGUCUCGUGUUGCUCUGGAGUCGCUCUACAGGCUGUUGUGGGUCUACAUUAUCAGGAUCAAGUGUGAGAGUAAUACGGUCACACAAAGCCGUCUUCUUAGCAUCGUUUCAGCACUUUUCCCCAAAGGUUCGCGCAGUGUUGUGCCAAGAGACACGCCCCUCAACAUCUUUGUCAAGAUCAUCCAGUUCAUAGCUCAGGAAAGACUGGACUUUGCUAUGAAGGAAAUUAUCUAUGACCUCCUGUGUGUGGGCAAGUCUCACAAAACGUUUACCAUUAACCCAGAGAGGAUGAAUAUCGGUUUGCGAGCCUUCUUGGUGAUUGCCGAUAGCCUACAGCAGAAAGAUGGGGAGCCUCCUAUGCCUACAACAGGAAUCAUCAUGCCCUCUGGUAACACCUUACGUGUCAAAAAGAUCUUCCUUAACACCACCCUCACUGAUGAAGAAGCCAAGGUCAUAGGCAUGUCACUGUACUACCCGCUAGUAAGAAAGGCCUUAGAUAACAUCCUACGACACCUUGACAAGGAGGUUGGGCGCUCCAUGAGUAUGACCAGUGUACAGAUGUCCAACAAGGAGCCUGAGGACAUGAUCACGGGAGAGAGGAAGCCAAAGAUUGAUCUGUUCCGCACAUGUGUGGCCGCCAUCCCAAGACUGAUACCAGAUGGCAUGAGCAGACAAGACCUAAUAGAGCUUCUCGCCAAACUGACCAUCCACAUGGAUGAGGAGUUGCGGGGCCUUGCCUUUACAACUCUGCAGGCCCUGAUGGUUGAUUUCCCAGAGUGGCGUGAGGAUGUUCUCUCAGGCUUUGUCUACUUCAUUGUCAGAGAGGUGACUGAUGUCCACCCCACCCUGUUGGAUAAUGCUGUCAAAAUGCUUUUGCAACUUAUCAGCCAAUGGAGGCAAGCAGUGCAGAGCAGCAAUAAGAGCCAUGAUGCACAGAGCUCCAGCAGUGGACGUUCUCUGUCUCUGGACCGUAUUCAUUCUCUUGGCGUACUACAUGUAGUUGAAGGUUUAGCUCUGGUGGUUCUGUGUAGCUGCCGCCCUGCUACACGCAGGCUGGCCGUUAAUGUCCUCAAGGAGGUCCGUGCACUGCACACAGCACUGGGCAUUGGCAAGAGUGAUGAAGAGUUGGCUAUUGAUGUAAUGGACAGAUUAAGCGCAUCUGUGUUGGAGAGUUUCAUUCAUCUCACUGGAGCUGAUCAGACCAACCUGCUAUAUUGUCCCAGUGGGAUUGAUCUUCAGACGCUUGCAGAAUGGAGCUCCUCUCCCAUCAGCCACCAGUUUGAUGUGGUGAGCCCCUCACACAUCUGGGUGUUUGCCCACGUUACUCAGGGACAGGACCCCUGGGUCAUCAGCUUCUCCAGCUACCUGCGGCAGGAGAACCUGCCCAAACAUUGCCCCACUGCCCUCAACUAUGCCUGGAUGUUUGCCAACACCCGACUGCAGUUACUGUCCCCCCAAGUUGACAUCAAUAGCCCCAUCAAUGCCAAGAAAGUGAACAGUCUGAGCAGCAGUGACUCCUACAUUGGCCUUUGGAGGAACUACCUGAUUCUCUGCUGUAGCUCUGCCUCAUCUUCCUCCUCCAUGUGUUCCUCAUCCUCCACCUCUGGCUCUGUCCGCUGCUCCCCACCUGAGACGCUGGCGUCCACGCCGGACAGCGGCUACAGUUAUGAUUCAAAGAUUGUUGGAACUCCGUCCCCCUCCCUUCUGUUCAAACACAUUGUUCCAAUGAUGCGCUCUGAAAGCAUGGACAUCACAGAGUCUCUUGUGUUGGGGCUUGGCCGGACCAACCCUGUGGCCUUCAGAGAGUUGUUAGAGGAGUUAAAUCCCAUCAUAAAAGAAGCUCUGGAAAGAAGACCUGAAAAUAUGAAGCGGCGCAGGCGUCGUGACAUCCUCAGGGUCCAGCUGGUCCGGAUAUUUGAGCUAUUGGCUGAUGCUGGUGUCAUCAGUCAAAUAGCCAGCGGAGGGUUGGAUGGAGAGAGCCACUCUCUGAAUAGUACACUGCUGGAGUACGUUGAUCUGACCAGGCAGCUGCUUGAGGCUGAAAAUGACAAGGACUCUGAUACACUGAAGGACAUUCGAUGCCACUUCAGUGCUCUCGUGGCUAAUAUCAUACAGAAUGUCCCAGUUCACCAGAGGAGGACCAUCUUCCCCCAGCAGUCGCUGAGGCACAGUCUGUUCAUGUUGUUCAGUCACUGGGCUGGGCCUUUCAGCAUCAUGUUCACUCCCCUGGACCGCUACAGUGACAGAAAUAUGCAGAUCAACCGUCACCAAUACUGUGCACUAAAGGCCAUGUCUGCAGUGUUGUGCUGUGGACCUGUAGCUGACAAUGUUGGCCUCUCCUCUGAUGGCUACCUCUACAAGUGGCUGGACAACAUCCUGGAUUCUCAGGACAAGAAAGUUCACCAGCUGGGUUGUGAGGCUGUAAUGUUGCUGUUGGAGCUGAAUCCCGACCAGAGCAACCUCAUGUUCUGGGCUGUAGAUCGCUGUUACACUGGUUCCCGUCGCGUGGCCGCUGGCUGCUUUAGGGCCAUCGCCAAUGUCUUUCACAACAGGGAUUACCAAUUUGACACUGUGGUGCUGCUGAACCUGAUUCUGUUCAAGGCAGCAGAUUCUUCCAGGGAAAUCUAUGAAGUUGCCAUGCAGCUGUUACAGAUCCUGGAACCCAAACUCUUCCGCUAUGCCCACAAAUUGGAGAUCCAGCGAACAGAUGGCAUCUUGACCCCUCCCUCACCUCUACCGCACCUCUACUCUGUGUCUUACUAUCAGCUGUCCGAGGAGCUUGCAAGGACUUACCCAGAGCUAACUCUGCCCAUCUUCUCAGAGGUGAGCCAGCGUAUCCAGACAGCACAUCCUGGUGGCCGUCAAGUAAUGCUGCAUUACCUCUUGCCUUGGAUGAACAACGUGGAGCUGGUUGACUUUAAACCAACUACACGGCGACCAGAGGAUUGUGGCAGUGUUGAUGAUGAAGAGGAUGCUCAUGAGCGGGAGACCAUGAUGGUCAACAGUAGGCGAUGGCUCCAUGGAGAAGGCUGGGGCUCCCCACGUGCAACAACCAUGGUGCUUAACAACCUCAUGUUCAUGACUGCUAAGUAUGGGGAUGAGUUUGCUUGGUCAGAGAUCGAGAACGUGUGGACCACUUUAGCAGACAGCUGGCCAAAGAACCUCAAAAUCAUUCUGCACUUUCUCAUCAGUAUGUCGGGAGUUAACAGUGACCCCAGCCUUUUGCCCUAUGUUAAACGUGUGGUGGUUUACUUGGGCAGAGAUAAGACCAUGCAGCUGCUGGAGGAGUUGAUGUGUGAGCUUGAGUUGACUGAUCCUGUUUGCUCAGCUGUCACUCACAUGGACAACCCUCCUUAUUACCGCAUCACCUCCAGUUACAAAAUCCCCUCAGUCACCUCAGGAACAACUUCCAGCAGCAAUACCAUGGUGCCAGGAAAUGAUGGUCAUCAUGAUAGCAAGAUCAAAGACUCUAACAUGGAGGACAGUUACACCCACUUGGAUAUCUACAGUGGCCUGAACAGUAACCUGAACCGCCAGCACCACCGUCUGGAAUCUCGUUACAGCAGCAGCUCUGGAGGCUCCUAUGAAGAAGAGAAGAGUGACUCUAUGCCACUUUAUGCUAACUGGCGUCUGAAAGUGAUGGAUCACAACCGGCCAGAGCCUCUCCCCUUCCCUCCAACAGGCGGCUGCUGGUCUCCGUUGGUGGACUACUUGCCAGAGACCAAUACCCCUGCCGUGCCACUCCACCGGUGUAACAUAGCAGUAAUUCUACUGACAGACCUCAUUGUGGACCAUGGGGUCAAAGUGGAGUGGGGCGCCUACCUGCACCUCUUGUUACAUGCAAUUUUUAUAGGGUUUGAUCACCAGCACCCAGAAGUCUAUGAGCACUGCAAACGUCUACUGCUUCACCUGCUUGUGGCCCAGGGAGCAAAUAGCAAUGUUCAGUCUGUGGCAAUGGUGCUAUUGCGCAACAGAGACUACAAUGAUCCAAGGGUCCUGACUGUGAAGCCAGUAGCUCCAGAGUUCAACCUUACAGGAGUUCAAGACCUUUUGCCAGACUGUCAGCCAUCACCUAUGACGGACUCUGGUCUCAGCUCAAGCUCUACAUCCUCCAGUAUAAGUCUGGGGACAGGGGGCACUGCUCUGCCCCACCUCUCCCCCACACUCCUCAGUGAGGUGGAUGCCACUGCUGAACAGGACAAGAAGGCUAAAGCUCUCAUUGAGUUUAUCACAUCAAGGAAGAAGGGUCCACUCUGGAACCAUGAAGAUGUAUCACCCAAGAACCCCAACAUAAAGAGUGCUGACCAGCUGAGUGUUUUUGUCCGACACGUUGUGACUGUCUUCAAACAUUCUCAGUCAGGUUUCCAGCUGGAGCCAUUGCUUAGUGAAGUAGCUCUUCAAACAGCUCUGUCUUGUCCUUCUCGCCACUACGCUGGACGCUCAUUUCAGAUUUUCAGGGCACUCAAGCAACCUCUGACUCCUGCAACGCUGUCUGACAUUCUGUCUCGACUGGUAGAGACAGUUGGUGACCCAGGAGAGGAGGCUCAGGGCUUUGUCAUUGAACUCCUCCUGACACUGGAGUCAGGCAUUGACACACUAGCAGAUACGGUCAAAAACUAUGACCUCCUCACUGCCUUAGCACAAACCUCUCCACGUGAUUUGUUGGGGCCCAAGUUUGCUUCCAACAGGAAAAGCACAGGCCAGCUAAACCUAAACAGUGGUGGCCUGUUUCAUUAUGUCCAUACACGCAGCAACUCUCUGCGGGCUAAUCUGAUGGGUGAACGGAAAGGUGACCGACGCAGGAGUAACACCAUAGACAUUGCCGACAGACUUGGUGGUAGCCACGGAAAUCUAGCACGCACGCGGAGCUUAUCAUCGCUAGGUGGGGGAGGGGGUCAAGGGGGGGACACCAUCCCCCCUGUAGACCCUGCGAACCUGAUGGCCACCGUGUUCUGGAUUGCUGCUUCGCUGCUUGAGUCUGACUACGAGUUUGAGUAUCUGCUGGCCCUGCGGCUCCUGAACAAGAUGCUGGGCCAGCUGCCUCUGGAUCGUGCAGAUAGCAGAGAGCGUCUGGAGAAGAUCCAGGCCAAGCUGAAGUGGUACAGCUUCCCUGGGCUGCUGCAGCUCUUUCUGAAGGGCUUCACCUCUGCUUCUACUCAGGAGCUCACCAUCCAUCUGCUCAGCAAACUCAUCAGUGUCUCCAGACAUACACUGGUAGACCCCACACAAGUAGCAGGUUUUCCCUUGAAUAUCCUGUGCCUCCUACCACAUCUCAUCCAGCACUUUGACAGCCCUACUCCUUUCUGCAAGGAGACAGCUGAUAAAAUAGCCAAGGUGUGUGCUGAUGAGAAGUCAGCCACUCUCUCCAACCUGGCCCACAUGAUGAGCCUGUACAGCACACACAGCUAUUCCCGUGACUGCACCAACUGGAUCAAUGUGGUCUGUCGCUACCUCCAUGAUGCCUUUGCUGAGAUCACCCUGAACCUGGUCACUUACUUGGCUGAGUUGCUGGAAAAGGGUCUUCCCAGCAUGCAACAGUCCUUGUUGCAAAUCAUCUACAGCCUACUGAGUCAUAUUGACCUUUCAGCAGCCCCUGUCAAACAGUUCAACCUGGAGAUCAUGAAGAUCAUUGGCAAAUAUGUUCAGAGCCCACAUUGGAAGGAGGCUCAAAACAUUUUAAAGUUGGUGGUUUCUCGCUCAGCCAGCCUUGUUGUCCCAGAUGAUGUGCAGCGAUCCUACAGCACAGAAUCAUGUGGAUCUCCUGAAAUUGCUUUUACACGCAUAUUCAACAACUCUUCAAAGGAGCUGCCUGGAAAGACUCUAGACUUCCACUUUGACAUCUCAGAGACACCAAUCAUAGGACAUAAAUAUGGUGAUCAGCGCACUGCAGCAGGCCGCAAUGGAAAGCCGCAGGUGAUUGCUGUAACUAGAAGUACCUCCUCCACCUCAUCUGGAUCCAACUCCAAUGGUCUGGUGCCAGUUAGCUGGAAGAGGCCUCAACUCUCCCAGAGAAGAACCAGGGAGCGGCUGAUGAAUGUGCUGUCUCUAUGUGGCCCAGAGUCCGGCAUCCCCAAAAAUCCAUCUGUGGUGUUCUCAUCCAGUGAGGAUCUGGACUCUGCUGACCAGCAGACCAGUCUCAUUCCCACAGUGGAGGAGGUGGUCAGAGAGGAGGAGGUGCAGGGAGAAGAUGCAGGCAGUGAGCAGCAGUUUGGUGUCUUCAAAGACUUUGACUUCUUAGAUGUAGAGUUGGAAGAUGCUGAGGAAUUGCAGGGGGAGAGCAUGGACAACUUCAAUUGGGGGGUGCGCCGUCGUUCCUUGGAGAGCAUGGACAAAGGGGACACGCCAUCUUUGCAGGAGUGCCAAUACACCGGCAGCACACCAAGCCUCAACCUGACCAACCAUGAGGACACGGAUGAAUCAUCUGAGGAGGAGGUACUGAGUGCUAGCCAGAUUCUCACCCGCUCUGGCCUUCUUAACAGUGACUCUGCCACAGAUGACACCGUAUCCAACCAUGUGGACUCUUUGCAGCAGUCUCAAGAAUCAUCCAGCAGUGCACUGACUGAGGAGUCGACUGUCCUUCCCUCACUACCCUCCCUUCCUCAGCUGGAUAGCCCUAUUUUGGAGAUGGCCCACUCAGACAGUACCAGCAGCCAGCUGCCUGAGGAUGCUGUAAGCAUGAUGGCGGUCGAUGAGUUGAGCAGCAGUGUUAGUGAGGACACAGGGUUUUGUAGUGCACCCCCUCUGCCCUCUGACCCUCCAGAGCUGUGUUACCUCCCAGACUCACAUGAUCCUCAAGAUUCUCAGGAUGCUCAGGACCACCAAGAGACCCAGGACCCUCAGGAAGACCUGGAUCCAGCCCCCCCUCCUCCUUUGGCUAUUGACACCCCACCAGGGUCCCUCUGUGAGGAGGAAUCCCAGACGGUCCUGCCUCUAUGUCUGCCUCUGCCACCCGAGUCAAAGCCAGAUCCUGAUCCAGACCCAGACAGCACCUGUGGCUAUUUGUGGGAGGAAGAUGUAACACAAGCACUCAAAGAGCUGGAUGAGCGCUGUGAGGAGGAGGAGGCUGACUUCUCUGGCAUGUCCAGUCAAGAUGAAGGUGACGCAGACUGCUUUCCAGAGAUUCAGGCCUCUCCGCCCCCUUCUCCCUUCCUCUCUGCCAUCCUGGCAGCAUUCCAGCCUGUUGCCUAUGACAAUGAGGAGGAUGCUUGGCGUUGCCAUGUCAACCAGAUGUUGUCAGACACAGACGGCUCCUCCGCUGUUUACACUUUCCACGUGUUCGCCCGACUCUUUGAGAAUAUGCAGAGGAAAUUUGCCUCCAUUACACAUGCAUCUGUUCACUUUCUCGGGGAAAGGCUCCAGCGAAUGGGAAAUCAGUUCCUCAGCUCCCUGGAAGUUAUGACAUCUUGCUCUCAAUGUCCAACUGUGCUGCUUGAUGCUGAGACGCUGGUCUCUUGUGAACUGUUGGAGACUCUGAAGUUCAGUGUGCUGGAGUUGCAGGAACACCUGGACACCUACACCGUCAAGAGAGAAGCAGCAGAGCUUUGGCUUGAGAACUGCAGGAAAACAUUUGGGGACAAAGACGGCAACCAACAGCUCAAUACUCAUGCACAGCAAAUGGAAAAUCUAGCAGAGCUGGAGUUGUGUCGCAGGCUCUAUAAGCUGCACUUUCAGCUGCUGCUGCUCUUUCAGGCCUACUGUAAACUCAUCAGCAGGGUUGAUACCAUCAAGAGGGAGGCAGAGGUGACCAACAUGUCUGAAGAACUCACAAUCCUGGAGAGCUGCUUAAAGGAGGCGGAAACGAGGAGCGAUACUCAGGAGGAUGUGUGUAUGUCAGACACUGGGCAGAUCAACACAGAGACGGCUAUCCAGUCUCUGAUCGAAACUCUGAGAGCCAGAGAUUUCGGCUUUGCCCUCACACAGGUCAAAAUCUUUCGGUCCAUGUGGCCCAACGACAUUUUCGGCAACGAGACGGAUAAUGCGGUUCAGACGCUUUUGCACAUCUACUUCCGGCACCAGACACUGGGACAGACGGGCUGCCUGGCAGUCGUGGGCCCCAGCAGGGACCUGACGCAGGCGAGCACCCGCCUCAUGGAGCUCAACCUACAGAUCCGCGAGGCUCUGAGUCAGGCACAGGCCUGCCAGCCACACACCACUGUGGUCAGCAGCACUGGACUGUGAGCCCGUGGCACUGCGGACUAGAACAGACUUGGACCCCGCCGUCUGUGCAGACCUCUCCUCAGCUGGAGAGGGAGUGUAGGUGGCGCGGGGCCGCGGAGGAGGACAAGAGAGACUCCACCUUUAAAGGGCUAAAGGAUGUGUGGGAAUAACUGUGACUCUUAAUAUAUAUUAUUACAUGUAUGAAUGCUUAAAUCUAAUCUAUCUUUUCCCUGACUAAGCCAACUUGCAAAAUUCAGUUGCAAUAAGUCAUGCGGUGGUGUGCCUGAGACGGAAGAAAAGAGGACGUAGUGGGAUGACAACUUUUUUUUUCUAUUUUCUGUUUGACUCCUUUUCCUCUCUCUCUCUCUCUCCCUCCCUCUCUCUUUUUUUUAUUAAUUUUGCUGAAUCUGACUCAAUAAGCAUAUCGUAGUGAUCGGGGGCCGAGGCCGGGGCUGGGUUUUGGUGUUUGUACGCAUGUAGAACAGUCCAGAAGAGGGUGCUGUACGUGUGAGGAUACACCGUCAAGAUUCAUGAGCAAAAAAAAACAAAACUUAUAAAAGAAAAAAAAAAUGUUUUCCAAAGCAUGCUUGAAAGAGAAAAGCACUGCAAGAAUAUUUUUUUGAGAAAUGUAUUUUUUAUUAGAGCUAACAUCCUAGGUUGUAAAUGUUAGGGUAUUUAACAUGUAAUUGUAACCCUGUGGGAAAUGUUUGCCUUCAGGGAGUGUAAAAAGAGAAAUAUAUCUGUUUAUUGAUCUGCUUUGAGAGGAAUGUUAACCUUCAACAGGUCUUCACGCAAAACUCACUCUUAAACCAAAUAAGUAGCUGCCUGUAGAGACUCUCGACUGUGUGAUUAUAUAUUGGAUAUUUUCUGGUAUACGCUCACACACAAAUGCAUAUAAUUGCACACAGGUGCAGAACUGGCUACAGCUCAUAAUGGAAACAUAACUUAUUUUACUCUGUAUAUAUUUUAGAGAAAUGUAUAGUGUAAAACCAGUAUUUUUCCCUUGUACUUUUGUGUAAUGCACUGUUCAUCCGAGUAGGAUGUAUGUAUAAAGCUAAUGUGAUGAGAGAAAGCCAAGACCAGAUUUGAGUCGUUAAUGAUCCAGAUCCAUUUUUUUUUUUGUCAUGUAGUCACAAACUUUUGAAAUUUCCCAAAGGCUGCCUUGGUUUUUGGUGGGUGUGGUCGUGUUUCAAAGAGGGUCAGGCUCAUUUGGGACAAACCACCCGUCGGUCUUUAUGAAGGCAUGGGAGAUGUAAUGUAGCCUCUACCUCCUGUUGACCGCACCAGUCCAGCCAAGCCACGUCAUAUGCAUUCCUUCUCUACUGUCAGGACAGCGCCCCCUGCAGCGGGAGACUUGUUUAUCCAUGCAGGCUAAUCCCAUUGCAAAGCAGCGCUUGUCCUCCACAUUUGAUCUCGUUUUCCUUUGUGUGUGGUGUCACUGAAGCCGAGUUACUCCGUUAGGAUGGCCCUACAUGCUGCUGUGACUGCAGGACAAACUGUUACAUUAGACGCUCUCUGUAAAUCUUGUCAUGGCACAUUGUAACAGUCACUGUACUCAUUCCUCAGCUUUUUUUCCUCCCCCCUGCUUGUCUGGUACAUUGAAUGCUGUUCUUAUUUAAUAGAUUUACCUGGAAGAUGUUUUAAUGUAGAGGUGCAUUAAUAUUUUCUUGUUCACUCACAUACCAGCCUUCUCUCUGGAUAAAUAAAAGCCUAAUCAUAAA